AUGAUGUCACAACCUCGACAACCGCUUCAAGCUGCGGGCAAUGAUUCAAGGACCAAACAUCGACGACGAACCGCUUCCAGUCUAAUGACAAUGUCCAAGAACAGUAGGUCUUUCUCAGGCCUGUCGUUUAUUCUCCUUGUCACGUCGUUGCUACUACUGCAGGAAUUGGUCAUGGUUGUAAAUGCCCAAGAAACAGCGGGUGUGUCAUCAUCAUCAUCAUCAUUAUCGUCAUCACUGCAACGAACGGAGCGUCAAGAAUUCAUAUCAAGCAGCACAACAAGUGCAUUUCAUAAUCGGCGACGAAAUUUAAGUUCUUCGUCCCAGAAAUCAAAGCAAGCCUCUUCCUCAUCGGAGGAUGAUAAGAAGGACGAAAGCAAAUCCACUCCAUCGGCCACAGUUGGUUCCAUUGAAACGCAAAAAACUGAUACUGUGGAUGUUGUCUCGGCAAUCAAUAUUGAUAAAAAUGAUGAUGAUAACCAGACACCGGUCAAAUCCAUUAACGUGACGGCCAUUUCCAUGACGACCUGUGUCAAGAUUGAAUACGCCGUGUCUUAUUUGACCAAUUUGGAUUGGAAGGACAUUGAUAUUCGUAACGAAAAUAAUGGCCAAGGCAACAACAAGAAUAUUUGGUUGGACGUCUACUUGUUCGAAUUGGUCUUAUUACCGGCCAGUUUGGCCAUGGUCUUUUUUGGAUCGCAAUUGUUGUUGCCCGUCUGCACCAUGACGGCGGCUGGAUUGGGAAUCUUUUGCAUCUUUCAUUUUGUCAAUAAUUAUUUCAAAGGCGGACUGGAUUGUCCCAUGAAAUUGGCACUGUCGGGAGUCUCGGCGACCUUGUGUGCCAUGGGUGCUGCCGCCUUUGUGCGAUUUGGAUUGUUCACCUUGGGAACCGUUUCGGCAGGUGGCAUGUCCUAUCUCUUUUUUGACGCCUUUCCUGAUUUGGAUCCGGGUCUCAACAUGACUGCUGCUGUUGCUGCGAGUGGUGGUGAAACGGCUAGCAAGGUGACCGAAGCUGCACUGGCCUCGGACAUUUCGCCACAUGCUUGGGUCAUUACCAUCUUGUUGGCUAUGGCCGGUGGUCUCUUUUUACGGCUUUAUGAACAAGCGUCACUGGAAGUAUUGACGGCUGUUCUGGGGGGUGUCGGAGUUUCCUAUUCGGUGCACGCCUUUUUGUUAUCCCAACAUGUGGACCUAGAUCGAUCCGUUGUCUUUUUGAUUGCUAGCAUAGUCACCAUGAUUGGAUCGAGGUUUCAGCGCAAUCGACGUCUGCGAAUAAUGGAACUUCAAGCAAAUCCUUAUCAUGAUUACAAGGGACAACUACCAGUGCAUAUGCCGCCACAACCCCCGCCACCGCCCGUGAUCCAACCCGCUGGACCACCCGUCCAGGCCAAUCCCAAUCUCUCCUUGAACAAUUGGAACCAGCUACAACAGUCUCUCUCUUCCACCAAUCAUUUACUGCAGCAGCAACGGCAGAACGAUAAUGCCAAUGAAAUGGAGGCCAUGGCAGAAGAAUUGACCAAUUUGCUCACUUCUUUUCAAGAACGCAUCCAAGAACGGGAUCGAUCGAAAAAGCAAUAG
Molecule: messenger RNA, 1575 nt
Organism: Cylindrotheca closterium
Lineage: Eukaryota; Bacillariophyta; Bacillariophyceae; Bacillariales; Bacillariaceae
Source: the annotation of a GenBank genome assembly